UGUAAACAGACAAAUGUCUUUCUUUGCUUGCAUCGGCAAAACCAGCCGCCAUUACUUCUUCUUGUAAUUCGUAAAAAAUAGUGCAUUUUUUAUAUUUAUUUGAAUAUUACUAAGUGCCAACGCUAUGUGGACGUUCUUCAUCACAGGACGGUGUGCAUUUUCGGGGAGUAGACCAAAGCGCAUGCUCAGGAUCGUUCAUCAUCUUCGACUACCGCCAGCUCUUCCGACGACAACAACAGUGAGUGCAUCAAAGACAUUUACUCCGCCUCGGCAGAACACCACCUGGUUCGAUUCUUCGGUAUCAAUUGCAUUGAGCACCAUUAGGAUAUGGAUUAUCCCUUCCGGACGAUAUUUCUACAAGGCAAUUAUGGAAGACAGCUUGAAGCCAGCCCCGAUACAGCUGGGUGGAUUAGUAAAAGUGAUCGCCAAUGAACAAUGAGCAUUCCUAGUGCGAUGGA
Molecule: messenger RNA, 458 nt
Organism: Aedes albopictus (Asian tiger mosquito)
Lineage: Eukaryota; Metazoa; Arthropoda; Insecta; Diptera; Culicidae
Exons: 2
Coding region: 125-439 (104 amino acids)
Source: RefSeq, a predicted model, not a curated record